This is a messenger RNA of Hyaloscypha bicolor E, 2274 nucleotides long. RefSeq lists its product as uncharacterized. The transcript has 4 exons. The record is from RefSeq and is a predicted model, not a curated record. The coding region runs from base 1 to 2274 and encodes 757 amino acids. NCBI's taxonomy places the organism in Eukaryota, Fungi, Ascomycota, Leotiomycetes, Helotiales, Hyaloscyphaceae.
AUGGGGGGCCAAAAAUGGACGCUCCUAGUUGCGGUGCACGGCGUUCAAGUUGCUCUAGCUACCCCCUUUCUAGGUGGUCUAGGAAAACGAAUGCAGUCUAUUGUAACGGUCAUCGAGAUUCAGAUGUGUACGACUACUGCUACUGCUUGGGUGUGUCAAUCAACUACUUUGGGAUCGAUUUUUCUACCACGGACGACUUCAGCAAAUCCACCUCCACCACCAGCCAGCAGCACGGUCAUCUAUCCUGUCCUACCACCAGCAAACAGUUCAGUAGUUGAGCCUCCACCUCCAGCAACCAGCAGCUCAGCAAGCCCUCCUGCCCCACCGCCAGCAAGCAGUUCAGCACCUCCUCCAGCAGCCAGCAGCUCAGAAAGUUUUUCAUUUCCAUCACCAGCAAGUAGUUCCGUAGUUGCACCUCUAGCAGCCAGCGGCUCAGAAAGUUCUUCAUUUCCAUUACCAGCAAGCAGUUUAACAGUUGCAACUCCGCCUCCUCCAGUAGCCAGCAGCUCUGUAAACCCUCAUUCUCCACCGCCAGCAAGCAGUUCAAUAGUCACAACUUCGCCUCCUCUAGCAGCCAGUAGCUCUACAAACCCUCAUUCUUUACCACCAGCAAGUAGUUCAAUAGUUGCAACUCCGCCUCCUCCAGCAACCAGCAGCUCAGAAAGUCCUCCAUUACCAUUACCGGCAAGCAGUUCCGUAGUUGCACCUCUAGCAGCCAGCGGCUCGGAAAGCUCUUCAUUUCCAUUACCAGCAAGCAGUUCAACAGUUGUAACUUCGCCUCCUCCAGCAGCCAGCAGUUCUGUAAACCCUCAUUCCCCAUUACCAGCAAGCAGUUUAAUAGUUGCAGCUCCACCUCUAGCAACUGGCAGCUCAGAAAGUCUUUCAUUUCCAUUACUAGCAAGCAGUUCAACAGCUGCACCUCUGCCUCCUCUAGCAACCAGCAGCUCAGUAAAUCCUCCUCCCCCACCACCAGCAAGCAGUUCGACAGUUGCACAUCCGCCUCCUCCAACCACCACAGCAACCACGCCACCACCUUUGGCCAGUUCUCCUCCAUCAACAGCGGCAGCUCAUUUCCCGCCCACCUCUUCUCUUGACUUGUCUUCUCCAAGCAUGUCUUCUUCUCCAAGCACUCCUGCGGCUAUCUCAUCUACGAGGCACCGAUUCGACCUAAGCUCAAUAGCAUCAAAUACUGUCACGUAUUCGUAUGCUUGUACUGCAGUACCCAGUUCGUUCCACAUUAUUGCACAAGAGGCUGGAAAGCCUAUGCAGUAUCUUUCUGAGGUUGAUGUCCCUGGAUCAAAUGCAGGCGAAAACUUUUAUGGUUUUGAGAAGUUGCCAUUGACCACGGAUAUUGCCAGUGCGGCAGUGUUCAACACGAACAGCUACCAGAACCUGGUUGCGAAAGCCCACAUUAGCGGCACCAGAGGGCUUACAACUGUCUAUGGAGCAGUCAGAAUGUCCGCAUUGGGCAAUUCAAAUUUCCAAAUGUAUCCAUCAUAUCACCUGGCCCCAGACAUGCUGAACUAUACCGUCUCAGUCGACAGCCAAUGUGUUCUAUCUCUUGCUGCGCGAGGCGCAAGCAUUUCUUCUGAUUGCAACGGUGUUCUUGCCGUUUUGACGCCCAGAUUUCAGGACAACCGUGGAUCGACUUGUAACGUAGUGACCUUGUGUGCUGUUGAAUAUCCACCAGCUAUUACCCACAGCACCACCAGCUCGUCCAGUUCGCCCAGCUCACCAAGUCUAGUCAUCACCUCGACUGCUGUUACAGCAGCUGCGACUACUACCGGCGCUGUUGCAACCACAUCACUCGCCGCCUGCCAGGUUGCACCUUACUUCAAGAUUGCGGCCAUCGAGGCGGCAGUCAUGAGCGGAGACCCCCCUCUGGACCCCCAAUACCUGUACGAUCCAAUGUCGAACGACGACGACAAGCUUCAAUUCUCUCCAGAUAUCAGCGUUGGUGCCAUAUUCUCGCUCUCGCCUACGGGCCAACUCGAGUUCUCCGUCACGGACAUGUGGGGCACACAGGUUAUUUUGUUGUCUGACCAGGAUGCUCACAAUGCUGGUAAUGAAGCCAUUUUCUUCUCGACGGGUACUCUUUAUGAUAUGUACUCGUAUCUUCCGGUUGUUGCUUCCCUGAAUGCCGACUGCUCCAUUUCGAUGACACUACCAUAUGACGGCGCUUCUACUCUUCAGUGUGGUCGCAACUACUACCGCGAUUACUUAAGAAAACCAUCGAAGAGCGGCGGCCGACACCAACUCGAUUCCCAUCCCUGA